GCGCUUUUGAAUUCCCGACACGGGCCAAGACAGAGAGUGGAGUCAGAUAAAAUUCAUCCACAGAAAUAUGGAAAACGUAAAACAACGCAGGGGUCUUCAAUCGGGCAACCGGAAGAGAUAUCAGGUCGGACCGGAGGACCAGGCUGAGCAGCAGGAGGCCGUAGCCAAGAGAGGACGGCGAGAGACGAGCUAUGGCAACGGAUGGCAGGACGACAAGGAGGCCUGCAGGGCGGCGAGACUGCGCAGGCGGCGAGUGGCAGACACUGCGUGCCGUGGGCCAGCAGGUUGGGAGACAGCCGUUGCCUAUAGUGAUCCGGGGGCGGUGGUUAAGAUGGCGGUAAUCAGGACCUCCCUGAGAAAACAGUCCAAGGCUACAGCUCUUAAGAGGAGGAAGAUCCACCCCUCCGGACUCACGGGCAGAGGUCAGCUAAAACUGUCCAUCACACCUGACAAUGGGCUGCUGUACAUUCACAUCAUGGAGGCAAGGGGGCUGCUGGGAAAGGAGUAUCGAACAUGUGACUCAUAUGUGAAGAUGGCUAUUGUACCAAACAGUGAUUCCAGUAAACAGCAAAAAACAAAAACAGCACUAGACUGCAAGAAUCCUGUCUUCCAUGAAACUUUUGUUUUCACUGUAGGGGCUGAGGAGAAUGAGAAGAGGCUCAUGGUCUCUGUGUGGAAUCAUAAUAAAAGCUUGAGGAAAAAUGAGAUCCUGGGCUGUAUGAGUUUUGGUAUCCGCUCCCUUACCACACUGGCCAAGGAAAUCAGUGGCUGGUACUUCCUACUAAAUGAAGACCUCGGUAAGACCAAGCAUCUGAAAGUGGCCUCACGACGUCUCAAACCCAAACAUGGCAGUGCUUUGUCAAGCAGUGAUGCUCCCCCCGAGACGACGAGCCAGGAGAGCAUGCAGUGCACAGCGGUGACCAUCCUGAGAGGGAAGGACGGCUAUGGCUUCACCAUUUGUUCUGACUCUCCUGUGAGAGUUCAAGCUGUGGACCCAGGUGGUCCAGCAGAUGAGGCUGGCCUUCAACAGUUUGACACCAUUCUGCAUCUGAAUGGCCAACCUGUUGAACACUGGAAGUGUGUGGAUGUUGCCCAUGCAAUCAGGAGCUGCCGGUCUGAGAUCAAAUUGACAGUAUGGCGUACAGUCCCCAUCAUGAAGCCAGGGUUCGAAGGCCUGAUUCACAGGCCAUCUUACAAGCCAUCUGGUUACACUGCAAUGUCACCCCCUAGCAAAAAGCGUGAGAAGACCCCCUUAAAACUUAGUCAGCAAGGACAGAGUCAUCGUAUACUUGUAAAUGGGCUAGAGGGCGGUAAUGGAGAGCUAGGAAGUCCUUGGGGUGAGCGGCAAGAGGAAAGCAACAGGGCCCGGACACAGACAGCGACACUGAAGGGCACACAUGUGACAUCAUCAACCGGAGACAACUACAUUAUCCUGAAAGCCAUUAACCCUGGGAACCAGCAUACAGCUCUGGGAGGCAGGAGGAGCUUCAUAGUGAUGCAGCCUCUGAGGGGAGAUGUGUUGACAGGGUAUCGUGUUGGGAGAGCUAGGCUGCCGCUCCACACCCGGCGUGUAUCAGUGCUAGGUCCUCCACCAUCACCUGUGCCAAUGGAAACAGUCCAUCACUGGCUCAUCCCAACUGUGCCGCUUCAGAUGCUCCUCCUGUGUGUAAACAAAAUAUCACAUGUGGGUCUGAGGAUGAUGCAGCCUUAUUAUCAGGAUGACCCUGGAGCUCUCGGGAAGUCGUACCCAAAUCGUCCAACCAGUGGGUUCCAGUCGGACAUUGAGUCACAGGGCAGGCCUACUUUCCUGCGGAAAUCCUCGACGAGCAAGUCCACUAAAGACCUUGCCUCUGCUGGCUACCAGCAGAACUACGCCAACUACCAGAACUGCACGAUCGUCCGGUCCCACGUUCCUCAAACUAGCUACAGCACAUAUGUCAAGCUGGCGCCCAAAAUACUCAUCUUCCCUAUUUUUGUACAGCCCCUGGACCUUUGCAGUCCAGCCCGAUCGCUGGUUCUGUUAGAGGAAAUGAUGCUGCAUGAGAGCAAACACCUGUCCACCAAGGUGACCGUGUUCAUCUAUACUGACCUGAUGCUGCUGACGCGGGAGGACGAGCCCGGCCGCUGCAACGUGCUGCAGAAUCCCCUGUUCCUCCAUCACCUCUGUCUGCGAGAUGAUCCCACUGAGGAACUGAGGUUCUACAUAAUCCACACGACUGAGAGGAGCGAGCACCUGGUCAGUCUGGAAACAUACUCUGUGGAUCAGAAGAGGCGAGUGUAUGAGUGCCUGCAGGACAGCAUGGACAAGCAGAGGCAGCUGCGGGAGAGGCCCAGCCUCGCUGGGCAGGACAGAUUCUUGGAGGAAGGUAUCCUGCCGUACUCUCUGCUGAAACUGCGGCUUGAACGGGCCUUCAGUGCCGACGGCCUGGUUUCCCCCCCAGCGACAGAUGGGGAUGAUGAGGAUGAUGAGGAGGAAGAGGAAGACAGCGACGAGAACUGCUUGAAGCACAGCAACGGCAAACGGUGUAGCAUGGUGGAGGCCUCACCAUGCAAGAAGCACCAGGGGGGCCUGAGUGUGCAGGGGUCCCUGCGACGGCGCACGCACAGCGAGGGCAGCCUGCUCCAGGAACCCAGGUCGCCCUGCUUCGCCUCCGAUAACGCCAUCCACUGCAUGGAGACGGCGGGGGGGCACAAGGGCGGCUGGACUCUGCCUUCCCCCAAGACCUUGAAGAAGGAGCUGGCCAAGAAUGGAGGAUCCAUGCAUCAGCUUUACAUGCUCUUCUCUGGGAGGAAGCUCAGUGGAUCUGAAUGUAGCUGUGAAGACGGAUCUGAGGGCAACAGAAAGAAGAAACCCAAGGACCUGGCCAAAGACAUGAAGAACCGCUUGGCCUUCCUGAGGAGGAGGAAUGAGUCUCCCGGAAGUAACUCAGCCGGAAAGCUGGACAAAGCCAUGAAGUCAGUCAAGCCCACCCCGGAGGAGGCACUGAGGUGGGGGGAGUCCUUGGAGAAGCUGCUGGCCCACAAAUAUGGCCUGGCUGCCUUCAGAGCCUUUCUGCGAACAGAAUUCAGUGAAGAGAAUCUGGAAUUCUGGCUGGCGUGUGAGGAUUACAAGAAGAUUAAAUCGCAGUCCAAAAUGGCGUCCAAAUCAAAAAAAAUCUUUUCAGAGUACAUCGCUGUACAAUCCUGCAAAGAGGUUAACCUGGAUGCGCAAACAAGAGAGCAGACCAAGGACAACCUGCAGAACAUCACCUGCUCGUGUUUUGACCAGGCCCAGAGGAAGAUAUAUGGACUCAUGGAGAGAGACUCCUACCCUCGUUUCCUGCGCUCAGAACUUUACUUGGACUUGAUCAACCAAAAAAAGGCAAACUCAACAUCAGCCUCUUCGUCGUAAGGUCACAGAGAGGGAGAACUGUGGAAGGGCUAGGUCGAUUUCAGAUUUCUUUCUCAAUUUGCACGUUUGAAAAUGGAUGAGCACUGAGGGAUGGUGUGUGUACAAGGAGAGGGGCAGACACCCUGAGGGGUCAUGACAGGCCCCCCUGGAUGGGUGUUGCUGGGCAGGCCCAGGGCAGGGGGACAGCGUACCAUUAUUGCUACAGUUAUUAAUGUAUUGCUGGAAAAAAAAAUCUCAUUUUGGUGACCAGUGUUUCCCAACCCGGUCCUCAGGAACCCCCCAACCCAACCAGUUCACCUUUUUUUUCCUAGCAAAAAGGUGGACUGUCUUCGAGGGAGCAAAAACAUGGGCUCCUGAGGACCGGGUUGGGGAACAUUGCUUUAGUCCUUAUUUGGAAAUUCUGCUUCCUCUUUUAAAACAUUUAUACUACAAAUAAGCAAUACGUUUCCAUUCGUCAUUUUCUUUAUGGCCAUUAUAGGACAAGUAGAUGAAAUGUGACAGCAGCAGGCUUAUUUAUGAGUAAUAAGGGUGGUUAGGAGGUUUUCUUUCUUAGAGUUUAACUACGCCGUUUAUGCCCUGCCAUCUACCCAGCACCCCCACAGGUAUUUGUCUCAGCUCCUGGGUUACUUCCCCCUUUUUUAAUUCAUCACCAGAAUGAUGGUGAGUCAGGGGGGGGGGGAGUAAGAGGGUGAAAAAAAAGAUUAAUGGACAGACCAGACAGGUGAAGCCUCCUUUGCUGUCCUGCUUUUCACACGCUGAUGAUCUUAGAGGGACCUGCAGCCACUCUUCAAAGACUGAACAUGGCUGAGAUAACCUGUGGAGCCAUUAAACAGGUCCUCAUAGAGCUAGUCUGGACAGAGCAGUUCCCUCAGGGCGUCAAGACACUUGAUGGUGAAGCUUCCAGGUGUGGUUUCUGAUGUUUCCUAGUAUUGUUGAUCAUAACCUGCUUUUACUCUGCACACAGUGGUACACUGUAAGGGGUUUACCUUCCUUGUUUCUGGACAAAGGUUUUAUUUAUUCUGACAUUAUUGCUGGAAGCUUCAGUCAGUCGACUAUGAUGGAAUCUCUUCCCACCCAUGACUACAAGCCAGGCUGAAUGCAUCCUCAUUUAAUGUGCAAUAUUUUUGUUCUUUCAGAUCAUUUUUUUAACUAGACGAUGAAUGGAGCUCUGUAUUAAUUUUAUUUGAAAGAGUUUAUGUUCAAGUUAUGUUCAAAGAAUGAUUAACAAUGUAAAUAUCAUGAGCAUUUACAAAAAAAGAUAGAGUUUUAAGUGUUUUCUCCUAGCAGCAGGCAGCUAGGAAGAUGUAAAUAUAAUUCUUAAGAAAAACUUCCAAAAGGAAAAAAAACGUGACAUGACAAACAUGGUUGUAUCUAUGUAUAUAUGAGACUUAAAGCUAUAAAAUGAUACGCAUUACAAAGCAGGAGGAGAUCGAUAAAAUCUGUACCUUCUCAGUCAUACACUGCUUGUAAGGAGUUUUAGUAAAUAUAUCUGAUCAUUUUCACUGUUUACAGCUCAAAGCAUCUCCCAAGAUAGCAACACAUUGUGUCACUGCAAACAAUGAAUAAAAUAACAAAACCAU
This is a messenger RNA of Paramormyrops kingsleyae, 4971 nucleotides long. The record is from RefSeq and is a predicted model, not a curated record. NCBI's taxonomy places the organism in Eukaryota, Metazoa, Chordata, Actinopteri, Osteoglossiformes, Mormyridae.